Messenger RNA from Cercospora beticola, 2508 nucleotides. The record is from RefSeq and is a predicted model, not a curated record. NCBI's taxonomy places the organism in Eukaryota, Fungi, Ascomycota, Dothideomycetes, Mycosphaerellales, Mycosphaerellaceae.
AUGGAUCUGAGAGAAGCUCGGAAGCGAUCCUUCAGCUCCAGCGGCUUGCCAGCCGACGGCAGUUUGCGCCAGUCCAAGAAGAAAAGGAAGCGAGACGACAAGGCGGAACUUCAGCAGACGGAGACUCCGGGAAUUGCAGAUGCCGCCUCUGUGCUCAUCGCGCCAUCCAAAGACCGUUCGGGCAAGAGAAAGCGACGUCGCGAGAAGCAAAAACUCCAACUCGAGACCGGCGACAGCGAAGCAGGAGGCCUAUCUGCUGCCCAGCCCAAGACCGAAAGGACCAAUGUCGAAUUCCAGCCGGACACCUCGAAGAAGCCGAACAAAGAUCGAGCAGUCGCGGGUACGACUGGUCAAGUCUCUGGAAAGCAGCACAAGGAUGCAAAAAGUGCUGCUGCUCACUCUGCAUUGCCUUCAUCGACUGUGACCACUGGAGAUACAGCGAAGCCGAACCAGGCAUCAAAUGGACGAGAGCCCCAACCUCGGAAGAAGCAUAAGAAGAAGAAGAAGCCUAAAGACAAAGCCGUCGCUUCUUCUAGUCAUGACUCCACCAAGGCCGCGUCUGCGAAGAACCCGGACGAAACUUUCAUUAUGGAUUGGGAAGCUAUCGAGCGAAGCGCUGCCAUGAAGCUCACCACCGAAGAUGUUCUAUGGGGCAAUCUUACCCGGGAGCAGCGAGUACAGAUGGAGGAGCACUAUAUCGGACCCGCGAUCACGCCCACAAUUCCAACCCAUGACCAAGAGGUCGAUUCCAGCAAGGCGGACGAUUCUGCGGGGAUUGAAGUCGAUUCUUCAAUCGACACAAGCAGCGAUGAGGAAAGCGUCGGGAGCCCACCUGCUCGACAGCCACAUAUCCCAGGUUCUGUGGUAGCGAGGGAGAUUCCGAGUGCCUCAAAUGCUAGGACACAAGUCGCUCAAACCGCCACUGCCUCAAGUAACGAGAACAAGCCGCUUGUCUCCAAGCUACAUCAACCCAAUAGUCGCGGCCUGUUCAAGGCCUUCGGCGAGAGGAGGUUUUCUGGUGUGCCGGCCACUACCAACACUAAGGACACUCUUGCCAACACGCAAGCGAAAUUUAAGCGGCUAAGCGCUGCCAUCAAGCAGCGCAGGCAAGAGGCUAGUAGUGACAGUGAUGACGACAGCAGCAGUGAAAGUGAUUCGGGGGAUUCCGGACUGGUCAGCAAGCCAACUAUGCGCGGCUCAAUUCACGAGAGCUUCACAAGUCAUAUGCCGACGUUGGACAAAGACGAAGGGAAAGAUGCGACUCCAGCUUCAGGAGACCUGGAAGCGGAUUCAGACGACGAUCAUGCCGAGACACAGGUCAAUAGUAUACCGAGUGCAGCAGAAGUCCUCAACAGCGAUGGCAAGAUGAGCGACGAGAGUGUCGAGCUUGCGAAUAACGACAAUUUAACCUUGGCUCCAGAUCGUGGUCAAACUGUAUCACCUAAUUCAGAUGAGGAUAUGGAAGCAGAAAUCACCGCUCCGCCAUAUGCUGCAGCUGAAGAUUUAGCCGCUGCAGCCAGUCCGCCAAACGAAAAUUUUGGCAGCGAGGAUGCGGAAGACUACGCUGCGGGUCAGGAUGAUGAUCUCGAGCACGAAGAGCUUCCAGAGGAUGAAUUGCAAGAUCAAGAUGCAGAUGAGGCUGCAGCUGAAGAGGAGGAGCAUGCGACUUCUGCUUUCGAUAAUGGGCGGUCAGUCGAGGAGGUAGGACACAUGACGGACGGGGACGACAGCAGUCAUGCAUCUGAGGACGACGACCCUGAAGAGGAUGUCGCUCUGCCAAGCCGUCAUGUCGGACAUGCAUCCAGUGCAGGCGACUCGACCACUUCAGAUGUCGACGUCAUUGACGCUGAUAUGAGCGAGGCGCCUGCCCAAGACGAUUCAAAGCAGAUAGAUGAUGCUCUCGACUCAGAUGAUGUUGCGGACGCCAUGAGCGACCUUCACGAAACUAAUGCAGAAGCCCAGGACGGUCUUGACACGACGAUGGUUAGUACAAGUUCAGCACAGUCCUAUCAGGCGGCACAAAAUAUCACAGAUUUGCCUGCAGAGGCUUCGGGUGACAAUUCAAGCGAUAAUGCCAGCGACAGAAGUCGCGAAGUUCCGGAGGAAAUCCACCAGGCUACGAACAUUGAUAUAUUGGAGGAGCCGGCCACAGUCGUACAGUCCGCGAUAGAGCCACCUCGAACGCAGCUGACGGCCUCGCAACGGCAAGAAGCUGCAGGUAUUCCACAACCACGACCCAACACUUCAUCAACAGCUAACGGCAACGUCAAGACCACAGCAGCGAGCAACGAUCGUGGUGGGACAUCAUCUGGCCAUUCCCCAGGUCCACAAGCGCAAUCCAACAAUGAUCCGACGCUCCUAUCUUUCAAAGACUUUGUGCCGGCCACCAUUGACUCGCAGAAUAACGCGGCGGCAGAAUCACAGGAGCUGGACAACAGUGUACUGGAAGAUGUCUUUGAUGGCACUCGGCCUUUACCUGAAGCAUACCACAUAAUUCGAGCCAAUUGA